Molecule: messenger RNA, 354 nt
Organism: Neolamprologus brichardi
Lineage: Eukaryota; Metazoa; Chordata; Actinopteri; Cichliformes; Cichlidae
Source: RefSeq, a predicted model, not a curated record
UGCAUUCUUGGGUCCAAAGGAUCUUCUUCCCUACAAGGAGUACAAAGACAAAUUUGGCAAAUCCAACAAGAGGAAAGGAUUCAACGAGGGCCUGUGGGAGAUUGAGAACAACCCCGGAGUGAAGUUCACCGGCUAUCAGGCCAUCCAGCAGCAGAGCUCGUCCGAGAUGGAGGAGGGCGGGAACGCCGCCGAUGGCAGCAGCGAGGGCGAAGAGGGCGACUCCGUCGAGGAGGAAGACGACAAGGAGAAACUGAAAGGAGACAAGACCGGGUCCAAACGGAAAAAGACGGCCAGCUCCAAGGUACCGUCCCGCAGACAGAGGAGUGCGAAACGAGUCCGUGCUGCUUAUUUCAG